Messenger RNA from Entrophospora candida, 178 nucleotides. The record is from the annotation of a GenBank genome assembly. Lineage: Eukaryota; Fungi; Glomeromycota; Glomeromycetes; Entrophosporales; Entrophosporaceae.
UUUUGGUAUAUCAAGUGAUGAAGAUUCCAAGACAAAUAAUGAACAUAGUCAAAGUGAUCAGUCAAAAGAACAUAUUUCCAAUAAUCUUUUAGAAAACACAAUGCUUGUAGAUGAAGACUUGGAAUUUGUUGAUACCUCUAACAUUAUACAUCCUGCUGAUGAUAUUGAAGCAAAGUGA